This is a messenger RNA of Oncorhynchus masou masou (cherry salmon), 1344 nucleotides long. Its product is annotated as C-type lectin domain family 4 member M-like. Gene Ontology annotation, molecular function: transmembrane signaling receptor activity. Lineage: Eukaryota; Metazoa; Chordata; Actinopteri; Salmoniformes; Salmonidae. Gene Ontology annotation, cellular component: plasma membrane. The transcript has 6 exons. The record is from RefSeq and is a predicted model, not a curated record. The coding region runs from base 91 to 1152 and encodes 353 amino acids.
GUUACAACAGUAGAAUAUACAACAGUAGAAGAUACAACAGUAGAAGUUACAACAGUAGAAGUUAUUGCAUUUCAACACACGUGUGUAAAGAUGUCAGAGGAAAUCUAUGAAAACUGCGAUGGAUUUAGUGGCAAAAAAAUAAACAAAAUAGACCCCAUGGAUAUUACUGAUCAAAUGUACAACAACGAAAGACCCAUCAUGCCCUGCAAGAAGGAUGGAGUUGGUGAUCAACAUUCAGGGUUUUGUCAGCGUUGGAAGAGAGACUCUGGAGCUGCUGCAGUGUGUCUGGGGCUGCUGUGUGUUCUCCUACUGGCUGGGAUCAUAGGCCUGUCUCUCUACCAGAGAAACCAGUUGACCCGUUAUAACACCCUGACCAGAGAGGGAGACCAGUUACAGACAAGCUACAACAACCUGACUGCAGAGAGAGACCAGCUACAGACCAGCGGAAACAAUCUGACUGAAGAGAGAGACCAGGUACAGACCAGCGGCAACACCCUGACCAAAGAGAAAGACCAGCUACAGACCAGUUACAACACCCUGACCAAAGAGAGAGACAAGCUACAGACCAGCAACAACGCCCUGACCAAAGAGAGAGACCAGCUACAGACUAGCAACCACAACCUGACCAAAGAGAGAGACAAGCUAAAGACCAGAUUCAACACCCUGACCAAAGAGAGAGACCAGCUACAGACUAGCAACAACGCCCUGACCAAAGAGAGAGACCAGCUACAGAAAGAGACAAAACGUCUGAAACAAUCUUUAGUUGAGAAAGUGUGUCCGGAAGGAUGGAAGAAGAUUGGUAGCAGUUGUUACUACGUCUCUACUGAGAAAAAAUCCUGGGAGGAGAGCAGACAGGAUUGCAGAAAUAGAGGAGCACACCUGGUGGUCAUCAAGAGCCAAGAACAACAGACAUUAGUCAAUUGGUUAUGUGGACGAAAGAACUAUGUCUGGAUUGGUCUGACUGACUCUGUUUCUGAGGGGACCUGGAAAUGGGUGGACGACACACCACUGACCACAAAGUAUUGGAACAGUGGAGAGCCUGAUGGUGGUAGAGCUGAGAACUGUGUGUAUUUCUACUCCUGGUCAUCAGACACAGGAGAAUGGUGGGACUAUUACUGUUACUAUGAAUUCAGAUGGAUCUGUGAGAAAUAGGAUUCAUCCUCGGUUCUCUCUGAACUGCUAAACAUGAUUAUGCUCAGUAUAUCGUAAACUAUUUUCUGCUUAUUCAGCUUACCUUGUCAACUACAUACAAUAUGUAACAAUACAAAUGUAGAAUACAUUAUAAUAAAAACAUAUGCAAUAACAAUACAAUGACUUGAUAAGAGAAGGACUGUUCUGUCUGUU